Molecule: messenger RNA, 985 nt
Organism: Oreochromis niloticus (Nile tilapia)
Lineage: Eukaryota; Metazoa; Chordata; Actinopteri; Cichliformes; Cichlidae
Product: programmed cell death 1 ligand 1-like
Exons: 3
Coding region: 90-686 (198 amino acids)
Biological process (GO): negative regulation of T cell proliferation; immune response; cellular response to lipopolysaccharide
Cellular component (GO): external side of plasma membrane
Source: RefSeq, a predicted model, not a curated record
UAGAGGCAAAUCACCAAGGGCUUCUGCAGUCCAUGCUGGCAAGAUAAGCAAUUCAUGCAGGAUUCAGGGGUUUCUCUGGAUAAUAAAGCAUGGUCUGGGGACAAGCACAACACACACUGAUCAUAUCCAUCCUCUAUCGGCAUCGAAAUGUCAUACUCCAAACAAUUUUGGGAUGUAUGGGCUUCCAUACUUCUGCCGAAGCAAGGGGGCGGGGCCACAUGCUAACCCAGAAACAAUUACUAUCAGAUCAGAAAAUCAUCACAGCUGAGUCUGGACAGAACGUCAUGCUGCCGUGUCGAGCUCCAAAUGAGAACAAAAACAACACAGUAGUAGAGUGGAGCAGACCUGAUCUAAAUCAAACAUAUGUCCUUUUGCACCGGGGUGAGCACUUUGAUCCAGCCAGCCAGCAUCCACCUUUUAAGAACCGGGUGGAGCUGCAGGACAGACAGAUGAAGGAUGGAGACGUGUCUCUGAUUCUGAAGGAUGUGACAACUGCUGAUAGUGGAACAUACGAGUGUCGCAUCGGGAAGAGAAGCAGAGGUAUUCUCGAAGGUGUCCCCAUCAGCAUCAUUAACCUGAGUGUUGUUCCUCCAGGAAGCGUCAGCAUGGGAGAGAAGAUAACUGCACCAUUUAGACUCAUCAUCACUCUUUCAGUUUUUGCUGUGCUUCAUGUUGGUGGGUUUUGACCUACAGAAACAUGAAGACAAACAGACUCACCUGAAACAGCAUGUCUGAAAUUUCUCUGAUGUUUUUGUUUCUUUGUUGUUGUUGUUGUUUUUUUAACACUAUGAAUGUCCAGCUUAACGUUCAUUACUCUGUGUUUUGUGACAAACUUUAAGGUAACCUGUAUGUCACAUUUUGUUUUUACUGAGUACUAAGAACAACAGUUAAUCAAACUGAAUAAUGCUGUGAGAAGUAUUGUUUUUUCCGAAUGUUUUAUCUGACAUUUGCUUUGUUCUGAAGGCCAGGGCCUGGUUUCAUCCUG